This is a messenger RNA of Dentiscutata erythropus, 1818 nucleotides long. The record is from the annotation of a GenBank genome assembly. NCBI's taxonomy places the organism in Eukaryota, Fungi, Glomeromycota, Glomeromycetes, Diversisporales, Gigasporaceae.
UCAGAACUAAUUAUUAUCAAUGGAAACAAAGAAGAUAAUAAAAAUGGUAUUAAUUUUAUAAAUGAUCAAAUAAUUCCAACUAAACCAUCAGAAGCAGUACGAUAUCUAGGUGUCUGGUUACAGGAAAAUGGAAAGAAAACCUAUCAGAAAAAACUCAUCGAAGAAAAAAUAGAGUAUUUGUUAACAGAUUAUAUAUACCCAGAAAAAGAAUUGGAAAAAAUUAACGCAAAGAUACGAAUGGUAUUUAGAAGGUCAUGUGGAUACGCAUCUAAACUACCAAAUAAUUUAUGCGGAUGGACUACAAAAGUCAGACUCCAAAAAUUACAAGAUUACAUGUGGACGACAAAAAGUAUAUGGGAAGUAGAAACAAUAAAAAUACAAACGAAUGGAAAAAUUGAAUUUCCAGUUAGGAUUCAAGGGGGAAUUAUAGAUAUAGAAUCAUUUAUGGAUUCAGAAACAUGGUAUCAUAAACAUAGAGAUAGCUUAAGAAAAUAUGGGAUCCUGUAUAUAGAACAACUGUUAAAUGCAGAUUUAAGUAACAUUUUAGAGUUGAAAAGAAUUCAUCAAUAUGAGAUACCACGGAAAAAUACAACUUGGUUAACAAUAAUUAGAAAAGAGGAAAAGUUAAAAGGUAAACUAGUAACCAUAAACCAUCCUACAGGUCCGAUAAUAGGAAAGAUCACUAGAGAACCUAAAAAACACGAUCAAAAAAUCACUAUGCAACACUAUAUACGAGAAAAAAUAGAUGGACAAUUACAAUCUCCUAUCGCAGCAUGUGGUGGAUGCUCAUUAAAAGAACAAAUAACAGAUACAAAUAAUACAAAUGAGAGUGUUGCUUAUUGUUCUAUUACAGCAAAUAUAACAGAAACCAUGUGUAUGCCUAAUGAUAUAAACUCAGGCAGAUUCACUUGGAAAGGAAGAAUAGAAGGUCCACCUUCAUCAACGCGUGCGGAAUUAUGGGGAAUACUCUCAACUUUAUGGGUGAUACCAAACAAUACAGAAAUUCAAAUAUAUACAGAUAGCAACUCCUCAAUCAGUGCAAUCAAAGGAUAUACAGAUAAAAAAAAAGGAAAACAUUGGAGUAACUAUAAAAAUCCACUGAUCUUACAGACUAUCAAGGAAAUUAUAUAUACAAAAAAGUUGGAUCUCACACUUCUAAAGGUAGACGCUCAUACAGGUGACAUGUUUAACGAACAAGCAGAUAGGUUAGCAGGAGAGGGAACUAAUUCAGGAUCGACCUUUAAAAUCAAUCCAAAUUACAUUAGAGAACAACAAUGUCAUUUCAAAUGGAAAGGAGAAAGUAUAGAUACAGAUAUUAAGUCUUUUGUUAAAAAGAAAGAAGAAAUUGAAUCGCUCACGACAUGUUCUAAAAUUACGUCCACAAAAACAGAUACAAAAGACAGUGCAUUAAGAUCCUUUUCACUAAAAUUAUUAAAUGAAGAAUUACCCACAAUGACAACUCUAUACACACGAAAACCUGACAUAUAUACUAAACCAGAAUGCCCCUUCUGUGGAAAAUACAAAGAGACCAACACCCAUGUUUUCCUGUGUUCAGAAAAAGGAAAACAAUUAAAAAUUUCCUUCCGAGCAACAGUAAAAAAGAUAUAUACCAAAGAGAAAGGAAAUAAAGAUUUAAAAGGCUUAAUGGAAAAAAUAACACGUGGACAUUUCAUGAAGAUUAAUCACAACAGACAAGUAUUUGGUACACAACCACAUGACAGAUUUGAAUUCAAUGACUUAAUAAGAGGCCUAAUUCCCAAAUCCUUAUAUAAAAUAAUACGAAGUACCUUAAACUCUGCUGAUAUGGCAAAACAAAUG